Ananas comosus (pineapple) is the source of this 944-nucleotide messenger RNA. RefSeq names its product NADH dehydrogenase [ubiquinone] 1 alpha subcomplex assembly factor 3-like. Lineage: Eukaryota; Viridiplantae; Streptophyta; Magnoliopsida; Poales; Bromeliaceae. The transcript has 6 exons. The record is from RefSeq and is a predicted model, not a curated record. Gene Ontology annotation, cellular component: mitochondrial inner membrane. Gene Ontology annotation, biological process: mitochondrial respiratory chain complex I assembly. Bases 166 to 687 code for a protein of 173 amino acids.
CCUACUUCCUAUACGAUUUUCACCCAGCGAAAGCACUUGAGAAACGCAGUGGGAAACGUACAGGAACAUAGUUCGAAUCGAUAGAGUGAAACGUGAAGGCGACGACUCUGGAAACAUUCACUGGUGUAUUUGAGAGAAAGAGAGAGAGAGAGAGAGAGAGAGAGAAUGGUGGUGGGGGGAGGGAGGCAAAGGGCGGCGUGGAUGCUCCCCUACCUCGUGAAGACGCUUCGGAAGGAGCCUCUCAAACCCACGAAUCAAACCCUACCUUCUCUCAGGAGGACGUUUUCGCUGUACGAUCAGAUCAAUCUCAUCGACACCGUCCCCGAUGAUCAGCUUCGGUUUCAAGGGUACUCCGAUACGGGAUUUACUAUCAACAAAGUAAAGUAUGAGGGCAGCUUGCUUAUUGUGGAGAACAAAAUUAUGUCGUGGGCCCCGAAGAAAUUUUCGGAAAUAACUACUGAAAGUUUAUCAAUCUUUCAAGUUCUCAGGCCUGUUCCAGAGAUUCUGAUUCUUGGCUGCGGAAGAAAUGUUGAACCAGUGAGUCCUGCGCUUCGCCGUUUUAUUAGAUCUACAGGAAUGAAAUUGGAAGCAAUCGAUUCUAGAAAUGCUGCCUCAACUUACAAUAUUCUGAAUGAGGAAGGAAGACCAGUUGCUGCUGCACUUCUGCCCUAUGGAGUCACUUCAUGAAUUGUGCUAAACUAGCUAAUUCACUUGCGUUGAGAGUGAUGUUCCAGUGCAUUUCUUGGUCCAGGAUUAGUUUGUGCAGUGAUGAGAGUAAAUGACUUUAAUUAAAAACACAAGAAAUUAUACUAUAAUCAAAUUUUGCCUUGUAUUUUUGCUAGUGUAAUUCAGCUGCUGUAUGACUUAAAUAAUAUCUGUAGAACCAUUUUGUAACUCUAUUAUCCAAAUUUGUAUUCACGCUGAAGAAAUUUACCUCUUUUUAA